Messenger RNA from Letharia columbiana, 987 nucleotides. RefSeq lists its product as uncharacterized. Gene Ontology annotation, biological process: fatty acid metabolic process. The transcript has a single exon. NCBI's taxonomy places the organism in Eukaryota, Fungi, Ascomycota, Lecanoromycetes, Lecanorales, Parmeliaceae. The record is from RefSeq and is a predicted model, not a curated record. Gene Ontology annotation, molecular function: NAD+ binding; oxidoreductase activity, acting on the CH-OH group of donors, NAD or NADP as acceptor. Bases 1 to 987 code for a protein of 328 amino acids.
AUGUCUCAGAAUGAGCCAUUAAAAAUCACAUUGAUUGGUGCUGGCACCAUUGGCCUUUCUUUCGUAGCUCUACAUUUCCAACAAGCUGUUUCCCAAGGAGCGCCGAGCCUCGAGCUGACCAUCCACGACUCCCGGCCUGACAUUGAAGAGUACAUACUCAACACACUGCCUGCAUACACCAAUGCAGAGAUUACGAAGAAAGUCUACGUGACAGGUGGCUAUGAUGUGACCCUAGACGAUGUCCUAGGACACGCCAGAAGCAAUACAUUAAUCGUUGAUAAUAAUCUGGAAAGCGCAGUGUCGAAAGCGAGUAUCAUCCAAGAGCAAGGGCCGGAGAAUGCCGCCUUCAAGACCGCCCUUUGGCCUAAGGUCGAGCAGCACUGCCCACCCGACGCCUUACUCUGGAGCUCCACGAGUGGCAUUUCUGCCUCAACCCAGUCCACCGACAUGAGAGACCGCUCCCGCCUAAUCGUUGCGCACCCAUGGAACCCACCUCAUGUCAUGCCUUUAAUCGAAGUGGUCCCUUCUCCAUAUACAAGCCCGAAAGUGAUAUUGCGGACGAUGGAGUUCUGGAAGAGCAUGGGCAAAGUCCCCGUCUUGCUCCAGAAAGAAAUCACAGGGUUCGUGGGUAACAGACUUGCCUUCGCCCUUUUGAGGGAAGCCAUACAUCUGGUCAAUGAGGGUGUGGCUUCGGUCGAAGAUAUCGAUAGCGUCAUGGAGAAUAGCCUUGGUCCACGAUGGGCUGUCUCCGGCCCUUUCAAGAGCUAUCAGGCCGGAGGGGGUGAGGGUGGGAUUGAGGCUUUCUUUAAGAAUAUUGGUGGUACGGUACAGGCUUGUUGGGAUGACAUCGGGAAGGUGAACACGGGCGAAGGAUGGGAGAAGAACAUCUACUAUCAGACAAAGGAAGCUUAUGGGGUCGUUGAUACGAAGGGGAGAGACGCGAAGAUACGGAAAGUACUUGGUGCUGCACAAUCUAGUGAACAAUGA